This is a messenger RNA of Bemisia tabaci, 981 nucleotides long. RefSeq names its product mutagen-sensitive 304 (gene mus304). Lineage: Eukaryota; Metazoa; Arthropoda; Insecta; Hemiptera; Aleyrodidae. The record is from RefSeq and is a predicted model, not a curated record.
GAUGAUUUUCAACUUGAGUCUUGAAUGGUAAAAUUUCAUUUCUUUUUAAAGUUUUCCAUGUUCAAAAGUUUUUAAACAUUUACUGCUGAAGUUAUCAAUCAUCCAAGCGUUUUUCAAGUGAAUCUCUCGUUUUUUCAUCUUUGCGACAAUGGAUGAAAUUUCAAAACUUGCAAAAGAACUCAUUGAGGUGAAAAAGAUAGCAGAGGCAAGCAAAAGAAGAAAUGAAACGGACACCUGGACGGAAAUAGGAUUAUUCCUUGAUGGUGUCGAUGACAAAAUCAAGAAUCUAAAAGAAGAAGAAAUUCAGAAGAAAGAGGAGCUGGCGCAACUAAAGUCAAAGAAACUUCAAAUCAGCGAGAAAGAAAAAUCUUUGGUUGAAGAGCAUAAUUCUCUCAAGCAAGACAUUGACUACUUGAAGGUGGAGAAUGCACGUUUGGCAAACCAAGUCAUGGUCUAUGAAGGGAAAAUAAAACUAAGUAAAAGCUUUUGCUUAGCUCCUGAGGAUGAAAAAGCAUUACAAAUUGCCAUCGACAAAAUUAAUAUUUUUAGACAGUUAACUGGAAUUAAGUUUGCUAGCCCACCCAGCGGCAAAUCCAUCGAAGGAUGCAUCUAUAAUGAGAAAAAGAAUUUCUUGAAACGCUUCAAGACUAUCUGCAACAAAAGUGACCCAGAGAUCUGGAAAAUGAUUGGAGAAGCAAGUCAUUCUGACUGGGGCAGUUUUCUUAAAACAGCCAAGGUGGAGCUAUCUUCAACAAGAACGACUCAGGAACCUCGAAAAUGAUUGAAGUCACUCAAAUUAGAGUAGUUGGGCCAGUGGAAGAAGAGCUACAUUAUAAGUAUUCGCAUGUAUUGUUUUGCAAUUUCAUCAUUUUUUUUUCUAUUUUUUAAAGUUUUUUUUUUCUUCUAACUUAUGUGGAUAGUUAUCAGGCAAAAAAGUUAUCUGUAUCAUAGGUAAAAUAAAAUUUUAUGAUAACAAUCUCA